Messenger RNA from Pangasianodon hypophthalmus (striped catfish), 2710 nucleotides. It is a transcript of the gene rcvrna, whose product is annotated as recoverin a. The record is from RefSeq and is a predicted model, not a curated record. The coding region runs from base 154 to 765 and encodes 203 amino acids. Gene Ontology annotation, molecular function: calcium ion binding. The transcript has 3 exons. Lineage: Eukaryota; Metazoa; Chordata; Actinopteri; Siluriformes; Pangasiidae.
CCAUCGAGCACGUAGCUGAGUUGGAGUUGUCACGUAGAGCAACCCAAGAAGAUUUACACAUAGAUCUAGUUGGGCGUUCAGCCAAAACCACCAGAGAACAGAUACCAGAAAGCAAAAGCAGGAGAAAGUGGUGAUUUAAGUUUAAAAUACAGCAUGGGAAACAGCAAGAGCAGUGCUUUGUCCAAGGAGAUUCUGGAGGAUCUAAAAAUGAACACCAAAUACAGUGAGGCUGAACUCAGCGCCUGGUACACCACUUUCCUGAAAGAGUGUCCUAGUGGGCGCAUUACUAAGGAGCAGUUUGAGGGCAUCUAUGCCAGCUUCUUUCCUGAUGCCGACCCCACUGCUUACGCACGCCACGUUUUCCGUAGCUUUGACCUCAAUGCUGAUGGCACACUGGACUUUAAGGAGUACAUUAUUGCACUGCAUUUAACCUCCUCAGGCAAAACUCUGCACAAGCUCGAGUGGGCUUUUGCUCUUUAUGACGUUGAUGGCAAUGGAACCAUCAGCAGAAAUGAAGUUCAGGAUAUUGUGAAGGCAAUUUUCAAUAUGAUUCCUGUUGAGGACCAGACAAAACUUCCAGAGGAUGAGAACACACCAGAAAAGAGAGCAGACAAAAUAUGGAACUUUUUCCAAAAGAAAGAAGAUGAUAAGAUCGCUGAGGGCGAGUUCAUUCAGGGAGUGAUGGACAACAAAGACAUUUUGAGGUUGAUACAGUUUGAUGAGCCAAAGAAAAUACAGGACAAACUGAAGGAGAAGAGGCCAUAACAUUCACACCACUUUCUCCUGAGACUGUGCACUGCUCAUUUCCUGUUUACACAGCUAAACUCCUAUGCCACUCUGGCACUCAUUUGCUCAAGAGGACCAUCUGUGUGUGUGUAUAUGUAUUUGUAUUGUCUAAAGUUAACACAGCAGAGCCAUGACCCUGCCCAACCAACUGUAUUCCUACUGCACAACUAUACAAGCUGCUUUGAGCCACUGUAUGGCCAUGCAUGUCCUCCAAGUACAAAUCAGAUCCAUUACUUAAGCAUUUACCAUUAUUGUAUUAUUGCUUUAUUUGUUUAUAAUAACAAGAAUGUUAGGUAUGAGAAAGCAAUUAGGCUCAGGUUAGCAAUCCCUCUGGUGUAAUCAAUCCUCUUAAAAUCUGAAGGUCAAUCCAGGCAAACCCUCAUGAGACAGUGGCAGUUUUAAUUUUGGCAGCUAAUUUGAUUUUCUAUUGACAAAACCAAAAACACUUUUAAUUGUAUUUAGUAAUUUGUUUUUUGCUAGAUUUAAUUUAUGAAAAACUACAAUUUUAAAUAAUUCAGCCAAUGAAAAAAAAUUUUCUCAGUUUUUCCCAUUUUUCCCCAAAUGUCAGUUUUAGGUUUUCCAAAAGGUAUAUGCAUUAAUUUCUCAUUUCUUAAGCAUCAGAUUGUAUUCAUGCACCAAUCAGAAGAGCCAUUUACAGUGCAGUGUGCAUGACCACAUAUGCCCUCUAACCAUGUGUAUCAAUUAAUUUUCAUGUUCAACCACAUUUGGUGGUGUUGGAGUCGGGGAUUACCUUUGUCCAAUCGACCAUUACUGACAUUUUUGUCUUGUUUUUAUUUGCUGAGAAAAAUGUCCUCACAUUUUGUCUUAGAUUUUGAAUACAAUGGAAGAUAUUGAUUUAGAUAUUGUUUCUUUUUCAUCAUGGAAAAAAUUGACAAAGUUAUUGACAAAGUUGUUCUGUCAACAAAAUGAACGCUGCCCUCUCUUCUAUAUAUAUAUAUAUAUAUAUAUAUAUAUAUAUAUAUAAUCUAUAAUUAUUAUUGCUUUAGUUCAGUUGGCUCUAUUUCCUGGUGCAUUUCUAUAUAUUGCCUUUAAGGGAUAUGACAUUGCAUGUGUCAGCUACAGCCGUCUGUCAGACAUUUCUUAUUGAUAACGGUUACAGUCAGUUAUUGCUAACAAAGAGGGACUUGUUCCUGUGCGUAUUUUAGCUUUACGUCAGCUAAUAAUACACUGCUCAUAGGUGUGCAAAGACUGUGUAGAAUUUUCCAUGCUUUUAAAAUGGGCCAGUGCUCUGCGUCUAGCUACUUAGAAUUUUGUUUUUAAUUAACUAGUUAAUUUUGGUCUUAGGCAUGCAUUGCAUUUUAAGAGGAAAAUUUGCAGAAAUAAAUCAUAACACUGUUGUGUAACAGUUCUACAAUGGAAAACUUGCAUUACAGGUGCAACUUUCUUUUCUCUGUUGAAUCCUUGGCAUGUUGCUUCUCUGCUUCGCCAAAGCUUUGAAGGAAUGGUGAGAAAUGCAUGGGCUUAUUUCUUUCUUUGGAUUAGGCUAAUGCAUGGCCCGGUUUCAAGGGAAAUGCUGAGUUGCUGAAGCUGAUUGGAUGUGGUGGACUUGUAGGAGGACUGGUGCUAGAAGGCUACAUUUCAUCUGCUUAAAGGGAUCAGUCCUUUCCUGUCAUAAUGGCUGGGUUAUUAAGGGGAUGUGAGGUGAUAACAAGAGUUUGACAAAGAUAUUAUUGUCUUGUUCUUGCUGUUAUGGAAAAUAAAAUAUAGUUGAAAUCAUUUUUAUUAUUAUUUCUUUAUUUCGGUGAUUUCAUGGGCAUAUUCAACAGAAACAAGAUGAUUCCAUAAACAUGUAUUAAUGGGGACCAUUAAUUUGAAAGCAAAUAAAUCAACAAUUACAGCAUCAUAUAAAAAAGCAUCUAGUUACAUACACAGACAUUUAAUGUAACAGUUUUUUUUUUAAAAA